GCUUUCGGAGCCACGCAAGCGGGAGGAUGUCAAGCACAGCUCCAUCAAAGAAGCCUUACCGCAAGGCACCUCCACAGCAUCGUGAGAUCCGCCAUGAGGUACCCAUCAUUCGAGAUGACCAGGAUGGAGAACCCUUGACGGAUGCAGAAAGGAUGAAGCUACUGCAACAUGAAAAUGAAGAGCUUCGACGUCGACUGACAUAUGUGACUAACAAAAUGGAGGCAAUGGAGAGGGAGCUGGAAUCAGGUCAGGACUAUUUGGAGAUGGAGCUGGGCCAGAACCGUGAGGAGCUGGAGAAAUUCAAGGACAAAUUCCGUAGAUUGCAGAACAGCUACACUGCUUCCCAGAGAACCAACCAAGACCUGGAGGAGAAGCUGCAUGCCCUGGCCUCUCUCAGCCAAAGCUGGAUUUUUGCAAUUAAAAAGGCAGAGAUGGACCGCAAGACGCUGGACUGGGAAAUUGUAGAGCUCACUAAUAAAUUGCUUGAUGCCAAAACCACCAUCAAUAAGCUGGAAGAACUCAAUGAACGUUAUCGACAGGAUUGUAACCUUGCAGUACAGCUUCUCAAAUGUAACAAGUCCCACUUCAGGAACCACAAGUUUGCUGAUCUUCCCUAUGAGCUGCAGGACAUGGUCAAUAAGCAUUUGCAUAACACUCAGGAGUCUGCAGGCCCUGGUCAAGAGGCGACCCACACCUUGGCUCCAUCUGAUGUUGUGCCCACCUCAGUCAUUGCCAGAGUCUUGGAGAAACCAGAAUCUCUGGUUCUGAAUUCAGCCAAGUCUAGCAGCGGCAGCUGUCCCAUGGCUGAGGAUGUCUUUGUGCAUGUGGACAUGAGUGGAGCCCCUCCUGAUGCCUGCAGCAGCACAGGGAAGAUGGGGAAGGAGGGAGGAGAUGUGGGGAAACAGCAGAAUGGUGGCUGCAAACCGCAGAGCAGUGUGGAAAUUGUGCCAGAGGAGGUGCCUGCCUUUGAGAAGCUAAGCCCAUACCCUACACCCUCGCCUCCCCAUCCUAUGUACCCUGGGCGCAAAGUGAUUGAGUUUUCUGAGGACAAGGUAAGGAUCCCAAAGAACAGCCCCCUGCCCAACUGUACAUAUGCUACACGCCAGGCCAUCUCCCUCAGCCUGGUACAGAGUGAAGAUGAGAGCUGCGACAGGCAUCGGACGCUCCCCAUACCCAGAGCUCAUGGCUCUUGCCAGAGCAGCCCGUUCAGCAGCCCUCCCCAGAUCCCGAGCGCCUUUGCCAGCUCUGCCAGCUCUGAGGAGGACCUGCUGGCCAACUGGCAGCGUAUGUUUGUGGACAAGGCACCCCCCACCUCAGAGCAGGUGCUGAUGAACCGCACGGCUUUCGGCCGUGACACGGCCCCUGAGCUCCAGAAGAGAUUCAGCCGCUCCAUGCAGGAGCUGGGUAGGACAGCCUCGGCAUACUCAGAUGGUGAGGAGAGCUGCAGCUGGACUGUGAGCCGGGACUCAAGCGUGGACACAGACAGCACUGAGUCCAGAGCCCGUAGGAGCCAUUUUUCCUCGGACUAUGGCACAGAUUUCUCACAGGAUGAAGCCCAGAAGCUGUUGCAGGAAAGUGGUGGAGGCACUGCUGAGCCUGGAAGCCCCUCACCAGAGAAGCAAAAGGACUGUGUGGACCGUGAUUUGCCUGAGAGCCCAGCUGAAGAGAAAGAAAUGCUGCUGCAGGGAAGCAAGGAGAACAACCAGGAGGAAAGUGAAAGCAGGGUCAAGCCUCCCUUCAGUCGGCCACACCGCAGUCCCAAGAGGAUGGGGGUCCACCACUUACAUCGCAAGGACAGUCUGACGCAAGCCCAGGAGCAGGGCAACCUUCUCAGCUGAGGCAGGGCAAGAAGCAGCCACAUGCUGCAGAGUUGUGGGAUGUCUGCAUCUGUCCAUCUUCUGAGAGGGAAACUUUCCUUAGUACCCUCCUCUCUUGGAGGCUCAGCUCUGAAAUUUCAUAUUUAUUUUCUUCUUUUGCUACCUAGAAGAGCUGGGGUUUCCCUUCCCCAGCACCUCAGUCCCACAUUACUAGCACACAAUAAUGUGCAGAAGCACAUCCACUGCCCUGGCACACUCACAGCUCUCUUCACAGCCUCACACUGGUGCCUGUACCAGAGCUUGUUCUUGGUACCCCUUGUCCUGGUGCCUGUAACUCUUUAGGCUUGCAUCUUCCUUCCUCUUUCCCAUUCAGGUACCUGAGGCCCUGGGUGCUCUCAUGCUGGCUGCCUGCAGCUGCUCUGCUGUCUUUUAACUUGUGCCAACAGGGCAGAGUGACUGUGUGAUGGUGUCUCUCAUUGCCUGGGAAUCCCCAGGGGCCAUCAGAGGGGCACAAGGACUGUCCUAGCGGAUGGCUGUGUGCUCCUGGGGAUGUGUUG
Indicator indicator is the source of this 2374-nucleotide messenger RNA. It is a transcript of the gene TJAP1, whose product is annotated as tight junction associated protein 1. The transcript has 9 exons. NCBI's taxonomy places the organism in Eukaryota, Metazoa, Chordata, Aves, Piciformes, Indicatoridae. The record is from RefSeq and is a predicted model, not a curated record. Gene Ontology annotation, cellular component: trans-Golgi network. Gene Ontology annotation, biological process: Golgi organization. The coding region runs from base 27 to 1838 and encodes 603 amino acids.